CUGAAAAAAUCAGCUUUAAUUGUUUUAGCCUUUACAGGACAAAGGAUAAUGGUCAAACAUUGUGGCACUCUUCUACUUCCUUUUUUGCUAAUUAUACAAAACCUAUUCUGAAAGCCACAUUUCAUCCCCCGCUCAGAGGCUCCAGUUGGUGGCCAAGAGUACAUCUCUUUUCAAAUAGCUGGAUCAGGUCCUCAUGCUGCUGUGGUCAUUGCUGGUCAUCUUUGGUGUAUCAGUUACCCAGCUACCCCAGGGUUCUGUAAAGGUGGCUCUGGAAAGCCUGUGAAGACGUCCUAACAUUACUGCCCUCCAGGCCGACAUGUUCUGAGGUCACGCAGCCUGUUUCUGCCACCGUUUGCAUGUCUGGACGACCAGGUCCCACCCAGUCUUCUCAAGGUCCCAGAUGCUUGCCUCUGCUUUAAAAGCCUGGCUGUAUUGAAGGCAAGCUGACCCUUUUGGCGCCCUCUUCUGUCUUUGAAGGAGACAGCAUAGUUCUGACAUGCCAGGUAGAAUGGAAGUGGAACGUCCAGACGAUGGCGUACUACAAGGAUGACAGAGAGUUAUUUGUUUUCAAAGAAGUCUCAAGUUUCCAUAUCCAAAGUGCAGUUUUAAGUGACAGUGGUAACUAUUUCUGCAGGACCGAAGGAAAGUUGUUACCGGGUAAAAGUUCAAACAUAGUAAAGAUCAGAGUCCAAGAGCUGUUUCAACAUCCUGUGCUGACAGCCAGUGACUUCCAGCCCAUCGAAGGGGGUCCAGUGAGCCUGACAUGUGAGACCCAGCUCUCUCCACAGAGGCUAUAUGUUCAGCUCCGGUUCUGCUUCUUCAGAGAAAACCAGGUCCUGGGGUCAGGCUGGAGCAGCUCCCCGGAGCUCCAGAUUCCUGCCAUGUGGAGUGACGACACAGGGUCUUACUGGUGCAAGGCAGAAACGGUGACUCCCAGGGUCAGAAAACAGAGCCUCCAAUCCCAGAUUCAUGUGCGGAGAAUUCCCAUCUCUAAUGUGAGCUUGGAGACCCGGGUCCCUGGGGGACAGGUGACUGAAGGACAGAGACUGAUCCUGCUCUGCUCAGUGGCUGGGGGUACAGGAAAUGUGACAUUCUCCUGGUACAGAGAGUCCACAGGCACCAUUCUGGGAAAGAAAACCCAGCAUUCUCUGUCAGCAGAGCUGGAGAUCCUGGCUGUGAAGGAGAGUGAUGCCGGCAAGUAUUACUGUCAAGCUGACAACGGCCAUGAGCCUAUCCAGAGCAAGGUGGUGAAUAUACCUGUGAGAAUUCCAGUGUCUUGCCCAGUCCUCACCCUCAGGGCUCCCAGGCCCCAGGCUGUGGUGGGGGAUCUGCUGACGCUUCACUGUGAGGCCCAGAGAGGCUCUUCCCCGAUCCUGUACUGGUUUUAUCAUGAGAAUGUCACCCUGGGGAACAGCUCAGCCCCCUCUGGAGGAGGAGCCUCCUUCAACAUUUCUCUGACUGCAGAACAUUCUGGAAACUACUCCUGUGAGGCUGACAAUGGCCUGGGGUCCCAGCGCAGUGAGGCGGUGCCAAUCUCCAUCUCAGGACCUGAUGGCUAUAGAAGAGACCUCAUGACAGCCAGAGUUCUUGGGGGCCUGUUUGGUGUCCUUGGUUUCACUGCUGCUGCUUUGCUGUUGUAUUGCCUGUUCCACAAGACGUCAGGAGAAAGUUAUGCAACUAGUGAACCCAGAGGUGCUUCCAGGACAAAUCCUCAAGUGUCCACCUAUUCCAGUCCAAUCCCAGACAUGGAGGAGCUGCAGCCAGUGUAUGCCAAUGUGGGCUCUGUAGAUAUGGAUGUGGUUUAUUCUCAGGUCAGGAGCAUCCAGCACUCAGAAGAUUCAGCAAACACCAUCAGGACAUUUCUGGAGAACAAGGACUCCCAAGUCAUCUACUCUUCUGUGAAGAAGUAAUAACACUUGGAGGAACCAGAGGGGAGGAUAAACAACAAGAAUGGGGCAUUAUUAAGACUUGCCAUAAAACCUUAUGAAAAUGCUCAGGGCUUAUCACCUGCCACAGCCAGAAUGUGCUUCGGGAGCCAUCUCUUGUCAUCAUUUUUGUUCUGAUCAUUUUCCUUCUCCAAUAUCUUCUUUUACUUAUUAAUAGUCAUUGAACUGCUACUACAUCCAGACACUGUGCAAAUAAAUUAUUUCUGCUACCUUCUCUUAAGCAA
Messenger RNA from Cebus imitator (Panamanian white-faced capuchin), 2170 nucleotides. It is a transcript of the gene FCRL2, whose product is annotated as Fc receptor like 2. NCBI's taxonomy places the organism in Eukaryota, Metazoa, Chordata, Mammalia, Primates, Cebidae. Gene Ontology annotation, biological process: cell surface receptor signaling pathway. The record is from RefSeq and is a predicted model, not a curated record. The transcript is spliced from 12 exons. Gene Ontology annotation, molecular function: transmembrane signaling receptor activity. Bases 531 to 1910 code for a protein of 459 amino acids.